ACACUCGCAAGGUCGGCGCCCCUCCUCGGCUCCUCCCAAUCUCCAAACAGCCCAACGGAAAUGCUAUAUUUGCAGAAAAGCCCCCGUUCAAGUCCGACAUCCCGAAAGAAGGCGACACUCGGAGGGCUUUCCUGCAAGUUUCGAGAGCGGCAAAGAAGCACUAGGGCAUCCACCUCGGCGGCGGCGGCGGCCUCCAUGUCGACCCCUUCCGGCAACGGCAACGGCGGCGGCGCCACCUCCUCCUCCGCGCUCUACGAUUUAUACGGCCCUAACGCGAAGCCUGAUGUUGUUUUCAAGGAGGCUGCUUUAAACUCCACACUAAAUCUGCAGGACGUUCAGGGUCUAGUUACUUGGGUUAUUGGUGAUGGCAUGCUGCCUUCUUGGGUGUUUGUUAAGAACAAACCUCUUAUACCCAGAGUUGUCCUACUAUAUGUUCCUGGCCUUGAUGCAGCUUUAUAUAUGUCACAAACUCGACUUCUUUCUUCUCUGAAAGAAUUAUGUGGCAAUCCAAAACCUGUUCUAGCUUCAAGCAGCUGUAUACCGGAUGAGAGGCACACCAUUGAUGCACUCCUAACCUGCAGAAUAAAGAGAAAGCGUGAUGUAAAAACAUCAAAUCAGUCAUCUAAACCUGACAUAGAUGGAAAACUAUCAAGUCUGGAUGAUCUUGGGGACAUACCAUUUCCUGUUACAUAUUACACACUUUCGAUGAAAGACUUGGAAGAUAAUGGCUACUCUUUCAAUUUACCAGGUUUUGUCCCUACUGUUUCAGCUCCUUCAGGUUCCUCACCACAUAAAGUUCUUGCACUUGAUUGUGAAAUGUGCGUGACAGAAGCUGGAUUUGAGCUUACAAGAGUGACACUAAUUGAUAUUAAAGGAUCGGUGGUGCUAGAUAAACUAGUUAAGCCUGCUAAUCCAAUCAUUGAUUACAAUACAAGGUUCAGUGGAAUCACUGCUGAGAUGUUGGCUGACGUGUCCACAACCCUACAGGAAAUUCAGGAAGAGUUUGUUGGACUUGUACAUAAAGAAACAAUUCUUGUCGGGCAUUCCUUGGAAAAUGACCUUAUGGCAUUACGGAUAUCCCAUGGUUUAAUCAUCGAUACAGCUGUUUUGUACAAGUAUAAUCGAGGGUCUCGCUGUAAGAUUGCAUUGCGUGUCUUGACAAAAAAAUUUCUCGGCCGGGAGAUCCAGAACACAGGAUCUGGGCAUGACAGUGUGGAAGAUGCUAGGGCUGCUCUAGAACUUGCUAUAUUGAAAAUCAAACAUGGUCCUGAUUUUGGUUCCCAACCAUCAUUGUCAAGGCGGAAAUUGACAUCUAUACUGCAUGAGAGUGGGAAAAAAUGCUCCCUUAUUGAUGACGUGUCUGUUCUUGAGCGAUAUUCAGAUACUUCUUGCAAUUCAAUUGCUGUUUUUUCUGAUGAUGAUGCCCUCUCCAGAUCAAUGAAGGAGGUGAAGAAUGACAAAGUUGCCUUCGUUUGGACUCAGUUCUCAGGAUUGAUAUCUUACUUCCACCGAAGAGCUCAAGAUCCAGAGAAGUUGAAAUCAUGUGUCGCAGAGGCUAUUGCAUUAAAAACAUGUGAUGGAAAAACUGCUUCAAAAAAAGCAAGAAGUCAAAUUUGUCCCGAAUUAAAGGAAAUUUUGUGUGAAUUGGAUAAAAAGAUAAGGCAAUUAUAUAGUGCCCUACCUGAUAAUGCUAUGCUUAUUGUAUGCACUGGCCAUGGUGAUACUCCUCUAGUACAAAGAUUACGGAAAAUGCUUCACCAUGAAGAAGAAACAAUAGACAGCCGGGAAACUAUUGUUCAAGCUUUGGGAGAUUUACAAGCCCAAGCGGAAGUUGCUCUAUGCUUCUGCUGCGUAAAACAUUAAUUAUAAUGGAAUGAGGUAAAACAUAAAGAAAGAACUUUAGCCACUGCUGACAGAAGCGCGGUAAAUUGACAAUAUGAAACGUGAACCUGAUCCUGGAUGCAGCAGAAUGCUUGAUGAAUUCCAAUUAUAUGGGCAUCUAUUGAGUUUGUUGACCCCAAACUGUUCUUGAUGGACAGAAGCUCAGAGCUGAAUUCAUUAAUUUAUGGCUAGACCAGUAUGUUAUGGUUGCUUGUUGCUCUCACUCAAAUCUUCAAGUGGGUUCGUUGUAUAAUACAAAAUUGGGUGUAGUUCUGGAGCCAACUAUGUGGCUUUCUUACCUUCAGUGACAGAAAUAUUAGUUACCUGUUCAUGACUGCUCUCUGGAAAGUUCUUAAAUUAGUUGAUGGUGUACUUGCCACUGAUGCGCGGCUUGUUUUAUCUUUUAAGGAAGAACAAAUUGGUAGAUGGGAGCAUGAUUGAUCGAGGAGUUUGCCAUCACUAACUUAUAUUGUAAGAAAUAUUUUCUAUACCUUUUAUAAAAGAACCAUGUUCAUUAUA
This is a messenger RNA of Sorghum bicolor (sorghum), 2400 nucleotides long. Its product is annotated as small RNA degrading nuclease 5. The record is from RefSeq and is a predicted model, not a curated record. The transcript has 15 exons. Lineage: Eukaryota; Viridiplantae; Streptophyta; Magnoliopsida; Poales; Poaceae. Gene Ontology annotation, molecular function: exonuclease activity; nucleic acid binding. Bases 61 to 1863 code for a protein of 600 amino acids. Gene Ontology annotation, cellular component: nucleus.